Molecule: messenger RNA, 914 nt
Organism: Prorocentrum cordatum
Lineage: Eukaryota; Dinophyceae; Prorocentrales; Prorocentraceae
Source: the annotation of a GenBank genome assembly
AUGUCCAGCGCGGAAUCGGCCGCCGCGAUGACAAGAAGAAGGAGGCAACACAGCGCCGACCAGCAUCGGGACGCGACGUCCUUGCUCCCUGGACCCACCGCUCUGCACUGUACACGAGCACCAGCGCCGACCGGCGGCUGGGGAGCCGCGGGGCAGCUGGAUCCGGAGAGCGGGGCGUCUGGGGAGCAGAAGGGUGCACCCGCUCGCGCCCCCUUCCGCCGCCCUGGAAGAAGAUGGGAGGAGGGGGAGGAGGAGGAGGAGGAGGACGGAGGACGGAGGGUCAGGGAGGGGACCUCGAGUCGGGCCACCCUUGCCAGGAGAAAAGGCGCUCCAAUGCGGCGCGCUGCGUGUCCUCAGGUCCGCCCGUCCGCGGCUGCAGGUUCCUUAAAAUUUGCCUCAGCGCGGGAGGUCUUACUGGGGUCCGAGUAGCCUAGACGUACUUAAUACUUAAAGCGCACACGAAUCGUGCAGUCGUGCGGCGGAGGAGACGGAGGGGACGCCAACCACAUAUGGGAGAGAGAGAGAGAGAGAGAGAGAGAGAGAUGGGGGGCGAAGGGUGCAUGUUGGGAUAGCGGCCAACAUGCCUUGAAAACUCCGCAGGUGCACUAGUGUUUGGCUGCGCCGUGAGCAAUGGGUCACACAUCGCAACUGCCAUAUUCAUCGAGCCUGUCUCCAUGAACUGGCCAAAAAAACUUCAGGGGAAUUCGGGAAUUCGAGAUCCAGACAAAGUCUGAAAAGAGGAGGAGGCAUAGGGAUGAGGAGGAGGAGGAAGCGGCGAGGAGGAGGAAGACGAGGAUAGUAGCGGCAGCCCCUUCGUCACACGACGACGCAGCAAGUGGCGGAGCAAGGCCUGGCUGCCCUCGAGGCCGCCGGCCGGGCAAGAGCGCCCAACGGCACUGCCGCUGCAGGUGCUG